Messenger RNA from Zymoseptoria tritici IPO323, 789 nucleotides. RefSeq lists its product as uncharacterized. The coding region runs from base 1 to 789 and encodes 262 amino acids. The transcript has 3 exons. Gene Ontology annotation, cellular component: Hrd1p ubiquitin ligase ERAD-L complex; endoplasmic reticulum membrane. The record is from RefSeq and is a predicted model, not a curated record. NCBI's taxonomy places the organism in Eukaryota, Fungi, Ascomycota, Dothideomycetes, Mycosphaerellales, Mycosphaerellaceae. Gene Ontology annotation, molecular function: ubiquitin-specific protease binding; misfolded protein binding. Gene Ontology annotation, biological process: endoplasmic reticulum unfolded protein response.
AUGUCCUUCCAAGACGCCUUCUGGGCGGCGCCGCCAAUCUCCAGAACCCUCACAGCGGCGACCGUCCUCAUCUCCGUGCCUGGACACCUCGGAUUCUAUAACCUUGUCCGAGUGUUCUUCCUCAGCGACUACGUUUUCACCGUCCGCCAGCUGCCUGAAGUAUGGCGCCUUGUGACGACUUUCCUCAUCACCGGACCUCAACUGGGAUUGAUCAUGGAUCCAUUCUUCCUCUACCACUACAGCUCUCAGCUUGAGACAGGCUCGCCUCGGUUCAGUCGACCUGGCGCAUAUGCCUUCUAUCUGAUGUUUGUAUCAAUCAUCAUCCUGCUCACCGGAGGAAUGUAUCUCGGUGGCUACGCAUUGCUCCACGCGCUCAGCAUGGCACUCACGUACACCUUCUCACAAGAGGAUCCAAACCGGACCGUCGGAUUCUUCAUCGUGCAAAUGCGCGCGAAGUACGUGCCGUAUGCAUCGCUUGUUGUCACCUUCCUCAUGGCCGGUCCUUUUAUGACUAUGAUCCAAGCCACUGGGAUCCUCGCCGGUCACGCUUACGAGUUCUUCGACAAGAUCUGGCCUACGCAGGGUGGAGGGCAGCAAUGGAUUCAGCCUCCGCAAAUCGUCCAGAAGUGGUUUGCCCUUCCGAAUAAUGGUGCGCAGCCACGUGCGUACGGCACUGCAUUUGGUGGCCAUAACGCAGGGUCACAAGCAGCAGCACAGGCAAAUCGUGGGAUUGCGAGUGGCUCUGCGUGGAACAGCAGAGGUGCUGGGCGUCGCCUGGGGAGUGAUUGA